AUGAGCAAGCUAGAACAGUCUAUCGAACAAAACACAACUCAGCCUUCUGCGGUUGCCUCGGGCAAUGCCGCUCUGCCGCAGCCACUUAGUUUCAACAGCGUCGAAACUGACAUUCCCGGCGGUUUAUCUAAUUCCCUACCUCUGGAGACACCUGAAACUGUCACUUUAAAUCUAUCAUGCAGUCUUGGCGCAUUUCCAGCAUCGUCUAUCAUCAAUCUUACGCUGGGUAACAUUGGAGCAGCCCCAGGACGAAACCCCGACCCAGUUUCAUGCGGAUAUAUCUCACAGGAGAUAGCAGAGGAACUCUUCGUAUUCUUCAAGCAAAACUUGGACCCUUGCAUUCACAAUACCCUCGGCGAGAACGACUCUUUCAGUACCAUCCGUACACGCUCUCCGCUCUUCAUCACUGCAAUAUGCACAGUGUCUGCCUUUUGCACUGGCUCCGAUAAAUACAGUCCCUUACUAAAACAUUUCACAACCCAAGUCUCCGCGAAGUUAUUUUCGUGCAAUCAUACAUUCGACGACGUCCGCGCGCUGUGUAUUGGAGCUUUAUGGUUGAAUGAAGUUUCCACCGCGCUGAACAGUUUAGCUGUUCGCAUUUCCACAGAGUUGGAUUUGCACAGGUGCAUCACAAAAAUGCCUCACACAAAACGAGCCUGCUAUGACCGUACCCGGUUAUACUGGCUGGUAUACCUCUGCGAUCAUCACUGCUCUCUCAUCCACGGAAGACCUCCCCUUACGCGAGACUUCUUUUCAUUAAGAAGGCCACGAGAUUUUCUGCAAAGCUAUUUCACCAACGCUUCUGACUUAAGUCUAAUCAGCCAGGUCGAGCUGUGGUCUAUCAGCAGUCGUGUCUUUGACAUGUUCGGUGCUGAUAUUGAGUACAGUGCCGCUAGUCAGCGGUCGAAUAAGCUGACGCAGCUGAGUGCUGCCUACGAUAUAUGGCUGGAGGAAUGGCUUGCCAUGCUUUCCUUCACGAACGCACCGAGCACAUUUUCACGCCGUGUCUUCGAUCUUUAUUUCCAUUCCGCGAAAUUGUAUCUCUUCUCGCAUAUUUUUCGAGGCUCGUCGCAGGAUACAAAACUCUCCAACUCUGGGUCCGAAUCUGAUACCGACGCGGACAAGUUUGCACACGGCGCGGCGAGAUGUGCUCUGGCAAUUAUCAGGUGCAUUGUGGAUGACAAUAAAUCAUCCUCGUGGCUGGGAAAAUUACCAACCUAUAUCGGGACUAUGGUGGCAUUUGCCUGUGUCUGCUUGGUAAAGAUAUCCGUCGAGCAAAGACCGUGGGCUCAGGACCUUCAAGCCGAGGGUAUUCCCAGUUACCUUCAGCGACUAGUUCAGGUCCUCCUCUCGUCGCCGGUUGUCAACCACCCUACACAUCCUCUACUGAGCAUUGCCAGGAGUCUGGAGACUGCCACUGCUGUCGCUGGGGGUGUAUAUGGCCAAGACUCUCUAGCCUCAAUCGAUAUGCGAGAUUUGGACCUUGAUCUGGGAUUUUUUGAUAUGUUUACCAGCGAUACGUUGAAUGGGUGUACUGAUAACCACGGUGCAUUUCCAGGGAUGUGA
Molecule: messenger RNA, 1566 nt
Organism: Penicillium roqueforti
Lineage: Eukaryota; Fungi; Ascomycota; Eurotiomycetes; Eurotiales; Aspergillaceae
Product: fungal specific transcription factor domain-containing protein
Exons: 2
Coding region: 1-1566 (521 amino acids)
Biological process (GO): DNA-templated transcription; regulation of DNA-templated transcription
Cellular component (GO): nucleus
Molecular function (GO): zinc ion binding; DNA-binding transcription factor activity, RNA polymerase II-specific; transcription cis-regulatory region binding
Source: RefSeq, a predicted model, not a curated record